Messenger RNA from Exophiala viscosa, 228 nucleotides. RefSeq lists its product as uncharacterized. NCBI's taxonomy places the organism in Eukaryota, Fungi, Ascomycota, Eurotiomycetes, Chaetothyriales, Herpotrichiellaceae. Bases 1 to 228 code for a protein of 75 amino acids. The transcript has 3 exons. The record is from RefSeq and is a predicted model, not a curated record.
AUGGCCGAACAAGCAAAACAGCAAUACAUGAACCUGAGCGCGGAGGACAAGAAGAUCCUGGAAGACGCUCACAGAAACGCCAGCAACCCUCAGCAUCCUGCGAACCCAGAGCAUGCUCAUCACGGUGAAUUCGCGAAGAAGUUGUUUUCAAAGUUCGGAAAUGCUGCGGUGUGGGGUGCUGGCGCUACAUUUGGUGCAGAUACCGUCAACAGUCUGCUUGGGCGGUAG